AUGUUCGGAAAGGGAGCUGCCCCAGGCUGUGAUUGGAGGAAGCGGUGCCACGUGCACCCUCCCCUACUACCAACUGCUGGGAUCUUGACUUGAAACAUUUAGCAAGUUACAUUGUAUAAUAAUAAUAAUCUUGCAGUCCAGCGCUGAAAGGUAAUGUAUGUUUCUUGUGCUACUUUGUUGCAGGUAUUGAUAGUGUUUUUGUUGCCAGCUAUCUCUCAUUUCUGGACGUGCUUGUUGGACAAAGCUGCUAGCAUGCUUCGCAAAAUGCGGGUAACAUGACAGGCAAGUUUCAUCAGUCCGAAUGAUAGCUUUACGGUGAAUCCAAUAAUGUCCCACAAUAUGAUGGUCCAAUGCAUAAUGAGGAGUGCAGCUGUUCUAGACAUGCAGAGGCACUUGGCACAGGAUGGAUGUGAACAAUUAGUCUAGCUUCUCGACAGUCUUGCAAAAUUGCUUUGAAUGUAGCAAACUAGCUACUUGUUUACUGCUGGCUGCAGUUGUAGUUAAUUGUCUUUACUUCCUUUUUUAGGUUACUAGUUUUCUCUCAUGGUUUAACUGCACAGACUCGGGGAAAAUCUCAUUUAUCUUAGCUUCCUCUCAUCUCCUUUCCUUUAUUUGCACCGGUUCUGAAGAACAGGUUUCACUUGCCUGGCAACCCAACCACAUUGCUCCCAUAGACAUUAAAACCAGUAGCUAGUGAUAGCGCUGACGACAUCCACGUAAUCCUAUGGACAUCUCCCGAUGGCUCAUGAAGCCGGAAGUAUUUGAAUUUGAAGCAUGCCGCGUUCAAAAAUCUUCAGUGCGUUAAAGACAACGGGGAACUCUGAAAUAAACGAGCUCCGACUGGGAAAAAUCGGUUUGAACGGUCAUCCAAUUCGGAUUUCCUAGUCGGCAACUCGGCCACUUUCCGACCUUAAGAUCAGACGUCAUGAUUUGAUCUCGUUUUUCCCCGAGUUCCCAGUUGUCUUAAACGCAUUGAAGUCGAACAUCAGAGAUGUAACUGUCUCACAUCUCGGAAAAUAUUUGUAAUGUUGUGUUUUUUAGCUAUCGACCAAUUCUCCCAUUCACUCCUUGAAGGAGCACUCUCCCUUUGCGCGGGGCCAUUGACGAAGCAUGGGCAAUUUACACAAUGGGGGUUAAUAAGAUUCCAAUGGAGUUUCCUAUCUCCUCAAAAGUAUAUCUGGCUGGAAUGGCACCAGCAAAGGAUAACUAGGAAAGGAUUAUGGUCGACAGUCGCUUUCAUCCUGCCUGAGAGUCAACCAGAGCCUCUUCUAGACUGCAGGCCAGUGGUUGUGAUCGAACGUGAUCAUAAUAAACACAUUUUUGAGGCCAAAACGUCCAUCCCCAAAAAUGUUGUUUGGUUGUUCUGUGGAUCGUAAAUUACAUAGGCUUUCUAGGGCAGAUCAGGGCGUUUGGACCGCUAGGUUGCUACACAGUAGCCGAGCUGUAGACCUCUUGACUUCACCCUCCAGACCGGACACUGGGGGCCUGAUUGCUCCAGCCACGCCCAUGAACGUUUAUUUUCCGCGAUCAUAGAGCAGCGGAAGAAUCAGAUCAGUGUAGAUGGAGAGGGGCCACUGUAGAGUAUUGAGAUGCAGCCAUAGAUGGACGUCCAGUCUAACUAGCCUGCCCUGUGGAAAAUAAAUACCUGCGGUUGAUAUUAUCCUUACUUUAUUCUCAACCUCAUCACACGCUUUCAGGCUUUUCAACUCUCUGACCCCCUUGUUAUUCAUUCACAUCUUCCUCCCAGUCCCCUCUCUCCCUCGGCCCUUACUCUCGAUCUCGCUUCACACCAUUCAUACCAAACGUUUGUUCAUUAAUUCAUGUUUAUUCAUCCAUUCAGACUUGGUCAGUGAUAUGUCACUGUACUGAGAUGCUGUGCUUGGUCUGUGUUCAUUCCUGCUCAUUGUGCAGCUGCAGCAGAGAGUGUACAUGACCCUGCUGUUCAAACAAACAACUCUGAACAGCUCUGGUUCCAGCCUGCUUCUUGCCUGGCUGUCCUGGGCCUGGGUGCAUCUCAAUAUUCUCUAGAAUGGCCUCCUCUCCUUCUCGCCUCGUUUCCUUGCAUGCACUGCUCUGAUCUAAGAACAUGAGGUUAUACUUUAAUCUGGAGAUUUGUUUGAACUUGUCCAUUUUUUUAAAACAUCAAUACAGAUGAAAGAAAGGAGACAAGUAGAGGAAGCCACUUUUAGACUAUUGAGAUGCAGCCCUGGUCAACAGACUGGUUUUUGGCUACUGCAGAUGCCACACACCAUCUCUGGUUGUUUGAAAUGGGUAGGAAGGAAAUGCUCUGAUGCAGACUAUGCCACACUGUGACCCCAGAGGAACUUUGAGUGAACUGUGGAAGGGUGGUUGAUUAUUAAUUAAACUGAUUCUGUUACUGUCUCCUGUGAGUGAAUCAACUCUGGUCAGUUCAGUUUGCUGAGUGAUAAAUAGACACAUACACACACCGCGGGAAACACAGGGAGGGCUACCCCAGGGCUGGGUUCAAAGGUUAUGGCUCUAACUGGUCUGAUUGGUUAGAAAGUAGGUUACCCAGAGAACCCUGGGAGGAUUUUUUAUUUUUUUUUACAAAGGAAACUGAGGAUUUAAAUUAUAUGAUACUGUAAUUAGUCCUACACUUUAUUAAGCUUACACUAACGUGAAGGCUAUUCUAACAACUGAAAACAGAAAGACUCAUGUGUUUCUGUUCUUCCAGAGGCAGACCAGAAGGGCUGAGUGGACCAGGUUGGUACAAGACCAAGGAACCAAACGGUGACUGCAGACUCGACUCGGUUUGGGACGGGCGAGGUGGUUUGGAGACAGCAUUUGUGACUUUAGACCUAGGUUGUGAGGCGGAGCGUCGCGAUGGCAGUGAGCGGGUUUGACAUUGACGUGCCACGGUGGGAUCAGUCCACGUUUAUGGGCAGACUGAAGCACUUUGCCAACAUCACAGACUGGAGGACAGCACUUCUGCCGGACUCACAACUGGAUGAGGCUAAAGCACUGGUGGAGAGCUGCAGGUAACGCACACACAGACACCACGAGGUUAGAGCGUUUGGCCAGUAACCCAAAGGUUGCUGGUUCGAAUCCUGGAGCCGACAAGUUGGAAAAUCUGUUGUGCCCUUGAGCAAGGCACUUAACCCUAUUUGCUCCAGGGACGCUGGUAAAAUGCUGGACCCUGGCCCCGACCACAACUCUCUGCUGGUGUCUCAGGGGGAGUUGGGAUAUGCUAGAACACAUUUCCAAUACACACUUGAACAUGUGUCUAAUAGGACAAAUAUAAUUAAGCACCCACCAAAUUAUAUUAUUAUUAAGUAGUAAUUCCCCUGCAUUAUGUCUACAGUUUUUGUUCCUUAUGAUGAGAACCUGGGUUCUGUGUGGUUCUCCUUUUCUAGAGCGGGUUCCAUUCCCCCCGGCACCACAGAGGAACAGCUGCACUACUCCAAGAAGCUCUAUGACUCCGCCUUUCACCCUGACACUGGCGAUCGCAUGAACCUGAUUGGUCGAAUGUCCUUCCAGGUGCCCGGAGGGAUGGCCAUAACGGGCGGUAUGCUACAGUUCUACAGGUACACACACACAGAUUUGAGAUCUUUAGGUUAGCCGAACAUAGGUGCGUUUGGAGCGAUGACUUCUAAUCCUACAUUUAUAUCCCUCUGUCCCCACUCUCUUCCUAUCAUUCUCUCGCUCUCUUUCUCUCUAGGACAGUCCCUGCUGUAGUGUUCUGGCAGUGGGUGAAUCAGUCGUUUAAUGCUCUGGUCAACUACACCAACAGAAACGCUGCUUCCCCCAUCACACCCAAGUAUGACCCUGCAGACCACACACACACACUGUUGUGGUGACUGUAUUGUAAUGCACAUGGAGAAUAUAAUUUAAAUGUCUUACGAUCAAUCUCUUUUCUCUACCUCUUCAGUCAGAUCGGAGUAGCCUAUUUAACAGCGACUAGCACAGCUCUAGCCACUGCUGUGGGACUCAACUUCUACACAAAGGUAUUGUUCAAAGAACAUAACACGCACACAGACUGGUUUGAUUGAUUACAUGUUCAACUUCCCCUUCCCAUCUUGUCUCCGCCCCCUUCUGUAGAGAGCCCCUCCCCUGGUGGCGCGCUGGGUUCCGUUUGCAGCCGUGGCAUCCGCUAACUGCGUCAACAUCCCAAUGAUGAGGCAACAGUGAGUACAUACUCAAUUGAGGUCACUUGAGUAUUAGCAUCUAUUCUGAUAGUGUAUUAGCAUCCCCAUGAAGACAACAGUGAGUUGUUGAUCAUGUCCUUCUCUCCUCUCUUCUCAGGGAGCUCCUGAAUGGCAUAGCUGUAACAGAUGAGAAUGGAAACAAACUUGGCCAUUCCAAGGUAACAGCACUGGGAAUGUCUGGAUAAUUAAAUAUCCUAUUUCUGACUGUUACACAAGAGCAGAGAAAUUACGUUGUACCUACUCCUCCGUUCCCAAUUUUUCUUUUUUUUUUCUUUCCAGAAAGCAGCUGUGAAGGGCAUCACCCAGGUGGUCAUUUCCCGGAUUACCAUGGCAGCACCGGGCAUGAGUACGUUUCAAAGGUUUAAGGAGGAGGGCUGGAGCUGUAGAGUUUGAGCUCAGUCCUCGCUCCAUAGACAAUGGGAAGUGGAGCUGUGUUGGAGUGUGACCCUGUUGCUCCCUUCAAUGACUCAUUAUUCUCCUCUUGUUGCCACCUUCUACUUUAAAUCCUUUCCCUUUCCCCCUCUCUUCUCCUAGUCAUUCUCCCCAUCAUCAUGCAGAGACUGGAGAAAUACAAGUUUAUGCAGGUGGGACUUUUAUUAAAAUACACCAAAUGCUGCUACUAGACAUGCAUAGGCUAGCUAGCUACGUUGUUAUUGAAUAAGCAUUGACUAAAUAUCCACAGUUACGUUGUUCUUGACUAAACAUGCUGACAGUGCAGAUUCUGUCUGGCGUUGCGGUUUGUUUAUUGCUAACAAGCUCUGUCUUUUGGUUAACAGAGGAUCACCUUCUUCCACGGACCUUUACAAGUCAUGAUGGUGGGAGUGUUGUAAGUAGGACUGUUUAGGAGGUUGAACCAUGAAGAUUAUUUUGGUUCAGGGGAUUGUUCUUUGGGCCCUGGUCAAAAGUAGUGUACUAUGUAGGGAAUAGGGUACCAUUUGGGACACAACCAUACGUCUCAGUAGGCACAGUCACCUAACCCUCCAUGGGGCGGCAGGUAGCUUAGUGGUUAAGAGCGUUGUGCCAGUAACCGAAAGGUUGCUGGUUCUAAUUCCCGAGCCGACUAGGUGAAAAAUCUGUCUGUGCCCUUGAGCAAGGCACUUAACCCUAAUUGCUCCUGUAAGUCGCUCUGGAUAAGAGCGUCUGCUAAAUGACUAAAAUGUAAUGUCUGUUUUGCAGCCUGGUCUUCAUGGUGCCUGCAGCCUGCUCCCUGUUCCCUCAGCAAUGGUAAGUAGCCUGUCGACUGGGCAGCAUUCAGUAAUGCGCCUUCAUGAUGGUAGUAGCAGUUUUAGCUCACCUACAGUAACGUAUUAGACUCUCCCUUGGUUUAGAUCGCACUCUUCCUCUCACUUUCUUUCAGCUCCAUGGCCGUGUCUAAGCUGGAGCCAGAGCUAAGGGCAUCCAUCUUGUCUCGCUACGGGGACAGUGUAGAAUACGUCUACUUCAACAAGGGCCUUUGAACACACAAACACACAUACCUGCCUUCUUAAUCAUUGUCCAAUCAGGGAGAGCACCUGAACUUUUUUCUAAAUGAGCCAAUCAGCAUCCUCGGCUCAUAGGAGAAAUAGCUUUCUCCUUGUUUGUCUGUCUUUAUUUUCAUAGAAUAUUUGUGAUUGUAGGGGAGAUGUUCUUAAAUAGUUAAAAUGUGUGUAUGAAUUCUCUUGUACCACUAAUCAGGUUUCCAACCUUUUUAUGCGAGUAAAG
This is a messenger RNA of Coregonus sp. 'balchen', 5867 nucleotides long. The record is from the annotation of a GenBank genome assembly. NCBI's taxonomy places the organism in Eukaryota, Metazoa, Chordata, Actinopteri, Salmoniformes, Salmonidae.